GUUGCAGACGCUCAGUCAUCGCCGAGUUCUUCGACAGUUCACAUCCACCUCGUGCACUAGUUUUUUUUCUUCUUCUUGGAGUGAGACAAAGCAAGCUUGAUGAAAGUGUGGUUUUACGUGCAAAAAAUUAGAGCAUGAUGUUCUUGUAGCCGAGCACGAGAGUGUCUACCAAGAAUAUUGCCGGCAAGUUAAUAGGAAUUGAGAUAUAUUUAUGUAGUUCAUUCAACUAAAGCAGAAGGAUGAGUGACGGUUUAAGUGACGAUGUCAGCGACUGGGGAUCGGAUUUUGAUGACGAUGUGGACGAAGAAACAGUUCGACAUCAACACAGCGAGAUUUAUGAGAUUCCUGACGGAAAGCCUACACGACCAGUGCCCACAGUUGUACCAGAAUGGCUGAACAAAGUUGCAGAUGAAAAUGACAAGCCUUCCGCUGCCGAGUACAUUGAAAAUGUGCUGCUUCCAACACGCGCUACCAAGGACGAAGAGUCUAAAAAUUUCAUUGAGACGCUAAAAAGAAAACUGAGUCAAAAAAACCUAUUGGCCGCUGUAAAAAAUAGUGACAACAAGACAUCAAAUCACAACAACAACGUCACUAAAAAUUCGAUUGUUGCUGGCAAUAACAAUUUCAACAGUAUUUCACCACCUGAAAAUGUCAAGAGAGCUGUUGAGCUUGGUCCUCAGAUUAACCAGAUUAAGGAUGCGUUGCAGAAAUACCCAUGGUUUUACCGUGUAGACCGAAGCCGUGCCGAAUUAAUAUUAGAAAAUUACACGACAGACGGUGCGUUCCUCGUGAGAGAAUGUCAUCAUGGGGGUGGCCCAAUGGUUCCCUUCACACUCACCAUCCGGUUCAAUGGGAGACUUUUUCACAUUCAAAUUCGUCUCAGAAGCGAUUCCAGGUUUGCAUUAGGAACCCUCAAACUUAACGAGAUGCAUUUCGAAAGUGUAGCCGAGAUGAUUGACACCUAUAAAAAGACUCAUUUACAACUUCAUUCCAACGGCAAGUUCUUCGGGGAGACGAAGCUCACUCAACCACCGAUUGUUUACUCUUAUUCAAACAAAUGUUAGAUAUUAUUAUUGUAAAGCCACAUGCCUUGCAAUAUGUGUAAUGUAAUAAUGACCGUAAAAAUUAUUCCCUUCCGGCUGAUUGUAUGCGACAUUUUCAUUUUCAUCUUUAUUAAAAUAAUUAUUAUUCGUAAAGGCUAUAUAAUUGUUAAGGACAAUUUCUUUACAUAACUUAAUUUUUGUUCGUUAAUGAGCAGAACUUCAAGAGUUGACAGGAUGGACGUUUGUUGAAGGACGACAUAUUUAAGGUCAAUGUUUAAUGCCCUUCAUGCAGUAGUAUUAAAUCUUUAAAUGAUUCAAUGGGGUGUUUAAAACUUGAAUAUUUUUUGACUUGGGCUGUGUGUAAUGAUUUUAAGGGGGUUUGUUUGUUUCAUAAAUAGCAUGUGCAAUGUAUGUGUUAAUGCAAAAAUAAAAAAUGCAGUUCUAGAAAAACA
Molecule: messenger RNA, 1495 nt
Organism: Folsomia candida
Lineage: Eukaryota; Metazoa; Arthropoda; Collembola; Entomobryomorpha; Isotomidae
Product: SH2 domain-containing protein 6
Exons: 5
Coding region: 240-1064 (274 amino acids)
Biological process (GO): cell surface receptor protein tyrosine kinase signaling pathway; intracellular signal transduction
Source: RefSeq, a predicted model, not a curated record